This is a messenger RNA of Raphanus sativus (radish), 2953 nucleotides long. RefSeq names its product probable LRR receptor-like serine/threonine-protein kinase At1g51880. Gene Ontology annotation, biological process: protein phosphorylation. The transcript has 12 exons. Gene Ontology annotation, molecular function: protein kinase activity; ATP binding; protein binding. The record is from RefSeq and is a predicted model, not a curated record. Bases 133 to 2760 code for a protein of 875 amino acids. Lineage: Eukaryota; Viridiplantae; Streptophyta; Magnoliopsida; Brassicales; Brassicaceae.
UAGAGCCAAAAUUCAUUGACCUGUACAAUGUUAUCUCAGUCUUCGCCAAUCUUAGACCAGUGAACAAUAAAGGAUAGCUUCCUCUGAAUCGGAGCAAUUAUCCCAUACAGAAGAAAAAAAAAGAGAAAAAAAAUGAAGCUUCUUCAUGGGUUCUUGCUGUUCUUGAUGACAUCAGCAUAUGGUAUUUUUGAAUCAGUACAGGCUCAAAAUCAAUCAGAAUUUAUCAGCUUGGAUUGUGGGUUGGUCCCUAAGGAAACAAUCUAUAGCGAGGUGUCGACGAAAAUAGUAUACAAAUCAGAUGCAAAUCACAUCGAAAGUGGAGUAGCCGGGAGAAUCAAUGACGCGUACAAGACGUUGUUUCUGCAACAGACUUGGUCCUUAAGAAGCUUCCCUGAGGGUACAAGAAACUGUUACAACUUCAACCUCACAGCUAAACUCAAAUAUCUGAUCAGAGCAGGCUUUGUUUAUGGGAACUAUGACGGUCGAAAUCAACUCCCAAGCUUUGAUCUUUACAUUGGUCCUAACAAAUGGACUUCUGUUUCAUUUCCUGGAGUUGCAAAUGGUUCAGUCCACGAGAUGAUCCAUGUCUUAACACAAGACCGUCUUCAAGUUUGUCUUGUUAAGACAGGAAAAACGACCCCGUUUAUCUCCUCCUUGAAACUUCGUCCAUUGAACAACGAAACUUACCCCACACAAAGUGGAUCGUUGGUCACGAUCUCAAGAGUUUACUUUUCACCCAGUACAUUCAUCGUCAGGUAUGCUGAUGACAUCCACGACCGAAACUGGACACCAUUCUUAGGCAGCCACAUGAAGUCAAUAAGCACGGACCUUUUUGUCAAUACAAGUAGCUUAUAUGAUGUCCCACAACUUGUAGCUAAGACAGCCGCUGUACCUGCAGAUGAGAGUCAGCCUCUGACAAUAGAUUGGAGUGUCGACAAGAACAUUGCACAGAUAUAUGUAUACAUCCAUUCAGCAGAAAUCCAUAAACUUGAAGCUAAUCAGAGCAGAGUAUUAAACAUUUAUUGUAAUGGUCAACCAUUUUCCAUGUCUAAUUCGAGGGCUAUAAGUUCUGAUGGGAAAUUCAAUCUAACUUUGGCCAAGACGGGUAACUCAACUCUUCCUCCUCUUAUCAAUGGCCUCGAGUUAUAUAAAGGCUUGGACCUUCUACAGCUCGACACAGACCAAGAUGAAGUUUCUGCAAUGAUGAACAUCAAGAGAAUUUAUGAGUUGAAGAAAAAGACUAGCUGGCAAGGAGAUCCAUGUGCUCCACAGAUUUAUCGGUGGGAAGGACUAGACUGCAGUUAUCCAGACUCCGAGCCACCGCGAAUCAUAUCUCUGUUAUGCUUUGUUUCUUGUUCAUCUCAAGUACCCUUCUUUAGUUUUUUAUUCACAAAUUCUAACUCUAUUGGGUAUGAAAAUAUUAGGAAUCUGAGAGGGAACAAGUUGGCUGGUAGUAUAACACCUGAACUGUCCAAGCUAACACAGCUGAUAGAGCUAGAUUUAUCAAAGAACGAUUUAUCAGGAAAUAUUCCAGAUUUUUUUGCUGAUAUGAAGUCCCUGAAACGAAUAAAAUUAAGUGGAAAUCCAAAUCUCAAUAGCACAAUUCCAGACUCACUUCAGCAAAGAUUAAAGAGCCAUUCUUUAACACUAAUUUUGAGUGAAAGAAAAAAGGUUCCAGUGGUUGCUAUAGUCUUUGGAGUGUUAGCUCUGCUAGUCAUCUUAGCCAUCUUUUUCGUCGUCCGAUGGAAAAGAAUUAAAAGAGAGGCAAGAUCAUCCAAACCACCAAUCAUAACAAAGGACCGAAGGAUCACAUAUCCUGAGGUACCGAAGAUAACUAACAACUUCAAGAGAGUUCUUGGCGAAGGAGGCUUUGGGAUAGUGUAUCAUGGAAACUUGGAUGAUACUCAAGUAGCCGUGAAAAUGCUCUCUCCCUCAUCAGCUCAAGGUUAUAAGGAAUUCAAAGCAGAGGUUGAGCUUCUUUUAAGAGUUCACCAUAGACAUUUGGUGUCACUUGUGGGUUAUUGCGAUGAUGGAGAUAACUUGGCUUUGAUCUAUGAAUACAUGGCUAAAGGAGACCUACGAGAGAAUAUGUCAGGAAAACAUGGUGGCAAUGUCCUAAGCUGGGAAACUAGAAUGAAAAUAGCUGUAGAGGCAGCACAAGGAUUGGAGUAUCUACACAAUGGAUGUGAGCCUCCCAUGGUCCAUAGAGAUGUGAAAACUACAAAUAUCUUAUUGAAUGAGCGGUAUGUAACAAAGUUAGCUGACUUUGGGCUCUCAAGAUCUUUCCCAAUAGAUGGUGAAGGCCAUGUAUCGACUGCGGUUGCGGGCACUUUUGGAUACCUAGACCCAGAGUACUACAGAACAAACAUUCUAAGCACAAAGAGCGACGUAUACAGCUUUGGUGUAGUGCUGUUAGAGAUCAUAACAAACCAGCCUGUGAUAGAUAAAACCAGAGAGAGACCUCAUAUUAAUGAAUGGGUUGGGUUCAUGCUCACUAAAGGAGACAUCAUGAGCAUCAUCGACCCAAAACUGAUGGGGGACUAUGACACAAACGGUGCAUGGAAGAUUGUAGAGUUGGCUCUGGCUUGUGUGAAUCCGUCUUCCAACCGGAGACCAACAAUGGCACAGGUUGUGGUGGAGCUAAAUGAGUGCAUGUCCUUAGAAAAUGCGAGGGGACAAGGUAGUGAAGAGAUGCCUUCAAAAGAUUCUUCUGCCUUUAAUCUCUCUUCGGCUUCUGAAUUUAACCCUGGAGCCAGAUAAAACUGGAAAAUUUCCCAGUUCGUAUUUUCCUUUGUGAUAAUAAAACGAGUAAUGUUCGGAUCCGGUGGCUGCGGUCCUGAGGCUGUAUCUGUCCGCGCGUGAGCGAAACAAUACAAUAUUAUUUACCUGUUUAAAAAAUAUACUGUAGUACAAUAUUUCAUUUAUAUAAAUUUUCUUUUAUUUAUAUAUAUAA